Glycine soja is the source of this 1449-nucleotide messenger RNA. RefSeq names its product E3 ubiquitin-protein ligase CIP8-like. Gene Ontology annotation, molecular function: ubiquitin protein ligase activity. The transcript has a single exon. Gene Ontology annotation, cellular component: cytoplasm. Lineage: Eukaryota; Viridiplantae; Streptophyta; Magnoliopsida; Fabales; Fabaceae. Gene Ontology annotation, biological process: protein ubiquitination. Bases 176 to 1177 code for a protein of 333 amino acids. The record is from RefSeq and is a predicted model, not a curated record.
CUACUUGUUUAUUGGAGAAAAUGAACCGUUAAAUAAGACCCACUAAUUACAUUAUCAAAAUAACAAAAAAUGAGAAAGAUCCUUUAAUAAAAUACUAGACAAGUAGUAUUAUUAUCGAUUUUAUUGUACCUUCCAAACAAACCCUGCAGCGAUUUGUUUUUAUCUCCGCCGUACCAUGUCGGAAGCACCACCGUCUCAGCCACCGCCUCCAACCGCCAACGCGUCACCACCGCCGUACUGGUGCUACCACUGCGAGAAGCGCGUCUCCAUCGAAACGCUCGCGAAUCUCCCCGACGUCGUCUGCGGUGAGUGCAAGAACGGCUUCGUGGAAUCCAUCCACACGCCGUCGCGCUCUCGCUCCCCCUCCGCCUCCUCCGACGACCCCUACUUCGGCUCGCAGUUCCUCCAGGUCCUUCGCCUAAUCGCUCAGUCGGCGCGUGACGACGACGCGUCGCCUCCGCCGCCGCCAAGCCGCUCUCCGGAGAACGAUUUCCUCAGGAUCGAGCUCGGUGGCUGGGACAACGAUGAGGAGAACGACAACGACAACAACGACGACGAGGAGUUCGAGGAACACGAGGAGGCGGAGGAUCGCUCCGGCAACGAGGAUCCGCACGGAAGAGACGACGAGGAUCUGAGAAGAAGGAGGCGCGAGCUGCUUCGGCUUCGGAUUAGGGAUUUGGCGACGCGCACGAGGAGCAUGCGGAACCGGAUCUUGGAUUGGGCCGAGAUUCUGAUGGGCCUUGAGGACAAUUCCAUCGAGUUCCGCCUCCAGCUGCCGGAAUCCGACCGCUACGUCGGGAAUCCCGAGGAUUACGUCGACGCGGCGGAGUACGAGGCGCUGCUGCAUACGCUUGCGGAAAGCGACGGCGGAGGUAGGAGAGGAGCGCCGCCGGCGUCGAAGGCGGCGGUGGAGGCGUUGCCGACGGUGAAGAUUGCGUCCGAAAGCGAAGCCGUGGCGUGCGCUAUAUGUAAGGAUUUGCUCGGUGUUGGAGACUUGGCGAAGAGGUUGCCGUGCGGGCAUGGGUAUCAUGGAGAUUGCAUUGUUCCUUGGUUGAGUUCUCGAAAUUCUUGCCCUGUUUGCAGGUAUGAGCUACCAACGGAUGAUAAGGAAUAUGAGGAAGAGAGAGUGGUUAACUCUGCUUCGAGUUCCGGUGGAGGUGGAAGUGCCAUUGUUUGAUUCCGCUUGGUAUGCUCCGUCUUGCUCUGUUCUCUUCUGCCAUUUGUGUAAUAUAUUUCGUGGUUUCUGAAUUUCUUCUUUUUUUGUUGUUGGCAUUAGUGGAUUUAAAUCAAAGCUUGCGCCAUGUUAUUAUUAAUUUAUUUGAAGCUUUUAUUAUGUAGUUGGCUUCUUAGCUUUCAGAUGAUGCUAAGAUACUUGUAUAUAGCAUUUGAAUCAAUGUGAAUGUGAUCAUAUCACACUACCUCAAUGGAAUUUUCACUUUCUCCCUGUUA